AAAAAAGAACCCUAAACCCCUGAAAAGAGUGAAACCAACCAACAAAAAGAGACUUAGAGAGAGAGAAAAAACAAAUCCAUUUUCGUUUUUGGGUCAACUUAUACCACUAGCCAAAACGGGUCUGCCAUUGUGGAUGUUGGGGUUGGCUGCCGAUCGGUUGCGAGCCGACAUGAAUCGUUUGCUCUCCUUCCUCUUCCACCAGGGGAUAUUAGACGAGCAAUUCUUGCAACUUCAACAGCUUCAAGACGAAACUUCCCCAAACUUCGUAUCUGAAGUUGUCAACAUUUACUUCCAUGAAUCCGAGAAGUUAUUACGGAACCUCAGAUCAUUACUGAUGGAUAGAGAGUUCUCGGAUUACAACAAAAUGGGAAUCCAUUUGAAUCAGUUCAUGGGGAGUAGUUCCAGUAUUGGUGCUAAAAGGAUAAGAAAUGUUUGCCUUGCCUUUCGAGCCGCUUCUGACCAGAACAACCGUGCUGGGUGCUUGAGUGCAUUAGAGGUGCUAGAACACGAGUACUGUUUCCUCAAGAACAAACUGCAUGAACUUUUCCAGAUACAACAGCAAAGAGUACUAGCGGCAGGAGUAAGAUACCCGAUGCAGCACUAAAACCCCAAAACAAUUUUAAUGCCAUGAUCCUUGAAUUCAGUUAUUAGCUAAAAUCCAAGCAAACCCCAAAGCAGGAUUUUGUACUAUUUUGAGGGGUUUAUUUGCAAUUGCCACUUGCAAAUUGUGGAUGUAAUAUAAAGUCAUUCAUUUUUUCUUUCUUCCUAUUUUUGCUUCAUUUGUAACUUCUGAAUGCAAAUGAAAUGUAGUGGAAAAAGUUAGCAUGCAA
Gossypium raimondii (Peruvian cotton) is the source of this 830-nucleotide messenger RNA. RefSeq names its product pseudo histidine-containing phosphotransfer protein 6. The record is from RefSeq and is a predicted model, not a curated record. The transcript is spliced from 5 exons. NCBI's taxonomy places the organism in Eukaryota, Viridiplantae, Streptophyta, Magnoliopsida, Malvales, Malvaceae. Gene Ontology annotation, biological process: phosphorylation; phosphorelay signal transduction system; cytokinin-activated signaling pathway. Bases 134 to 604 code for a protein of 156 amino acids. Gene Ontology annotation, molecular function: histidine phosphotransfer kinase activity; protein histidine kinase binding. Gene Ontology annotation, cellular component: cytoplasm; nucleus.